AUGUCUUACGCCGAGCACGGACCCCGUAUUUUUUUGAUGAGCAAACCGAGCAGUAGUUUACCUUUGACUUACGGGGAUUACGUUCUGCCGAAGAAACGAUCGGAGGGUCGCAUGAAGCUAUACAACUCGUGUACGGAUAUUCGUGCUUGGAGCCCAAAUGUUCUGGAGAGCACGCGCUAUUUCCGCGAGCUCAACGAGCAUGACAGAACCGCGCCAGGGAAACUGAUACCGUCCAACGUGGUAAUGGAAAACAUGAUAGCACUUACGGCUCAAGCCCAGCGUGAGCUUCGCAUUGCGCGGCAAGAACUGCAGAGAUACAAAUCCUUGAAUCUCACCCCGGAGCAACGGGCUCAACUGGAGAAUUUCAAUAGAGCUACUCCCGCGAGGACCGAUAAGACGGAAGAAAUGAGAAUUGGAUCUAUGAUAAGACCACACAGAUUUUUCAAUGCGAAUAGGAUUUCAUCCCUGCAAUAUUCCGACACUUAUCUGUCGAUAUACUUUCGCCCUGAUAAAUUUUUAUACGGCAGAGGCGGCCAUAAACUGUUGACUAACAUGCGCGUUUUGGGAGAGAAUCUAAAUGUGAAUCCGUUAUUGAAAAAUAAUACUUAUGAGGUGUCGCGCGUAACGUCCUGCAACAUACUAACCGAUAUAUCAGCCACGCGAGAACGCAAUAACCAAGCGAGCGUCUGCAUCGAGUAUGUUGACGCGUCUUCCCAAACGGCGCAAGAUGUUCGCGAAGUGAGUGUGCUAACGGAAGAAUGUACGAAUACUUCCCAAGUGGCGAAAGAUGUUCGCGAAGUUGGUGUGCUAACGGAAGAAUGUAAGGAUAACGAUGCUUACGACAAGCAGUCUAACGUCGACUCGCCCUCCAGUCGGUACUACGAAACUAGCGAAAGUGUAUCCAUGUCCGAAAGCGAGUUAGGGGUAAACUCGGAUCCCGAGGGCUACGAGAGAAGCCAUAAAAGAGUGAUUAUUCAAAAGGAUUCGGAAAUUAUCGUUUUGAAGAACGAGCUUGGCAUGAAGGAAGACGAACUGGAAGAACUGCGGCUACUGAAUAGGCAAUUGCAAACGUUAUUAGAAGAAAAGGACGAAAACGCAAACAUUCUAAAGCGUAACGUUAAUACCUUGCAAGAAAAGUUGAAAGUGGCGAGCAACAUGCGCGACAACGAGCUUUCUUCCUUCGAGUGCCUAGUGGAUAAGUUGAAUGAGGAGUUAGCUAGAAAAUGUCAAGUUUGUUAUUUCCAAUCGCAGGAAAUCCAGAAACUUAGGAACGAAGUUAAGGAGGCGGAAUUAGUUUCCAUAGAAAACGAGUCACUUACGCGGAGGGUGAAGGAAAUGGAGCAUUUAUCGAGAGAGGCGGAGAGCUGCGGUAUCGCUUUGGAGCAGAUGAAAAAUGUCUGGCGGGAACGUGAUAUGCUUCAAAAGCAAUAUCGCGAGCAAAGUUGCACGUUGGCGGACAGAGAAGACGAAAUAAAACGACUAUUGACGUUGAUAAAGCAAAUGUCUGUUACGGCUGACACUCGUGAGAUUUCUCCCACUAAUAAUUUUCACGAUCAGGUAGAGAUGAAUGGUGUAGUGGCCAACUUGAGAAAAGAGAUUCAGGCAAAAAGCGACAAGAUCUCGCAGUGCGAAAUGCAGCUAGUUUGCAUGGAGAGGGAAGUCGGUAAUCUGACUAGUAUGCUGAAAAGUAGUCUGAAUAAUUUCGACGAGUCUAAGAUAGAAUACGAGGGCGUUUGCGAUUACACCAAGUGCGAGCACGACACUUGCUUAGACGUGCAGAGCGCGUUGUCCGCUUUAAAAGCGUUCAUAGCCGAGUUGGAGGAGUGUAAGCUAGAACGACGUAAUCGUCUGCGGGGGAUAGAUAACUUAAAGGCUUAUAUGGCAUGUUACAGCCAAGAGAAUGUCAGCGAAAUUACAAACACAGAUUUUGAUACCGGACGCGGAUCGAUUCAGCCGGCUGCAGAAGAUGUAAUUUCAACAUCGAGUAACGACGGCUGUCACUCAUCUAAAGAACUAGUUAGCGUUCAGAUUCAGUCGGAUGAUGUUGACACUACUACAACGUAUUCGGAACAGUCGGAAAAAGUAGAGUUGAACGAAGUAAUCUCGAUCGACAAAGAUAUCGAUCGCAUUUUCACAAUGCAUUUCAAACGUUCUAUCGACAAGAUGCAUGAAAUAUUCGCGGGUUUUCAAGGUGCCGGAGAUCACCACGUACAAAUCGUCAAAGAGUUCACGAGGCAGCAGCAGGAGCUGCAGAAGAAAGACCUCGAGAUCACGGAAUUGAAGCAAAAAGUGGAGGAGCACGUGUUGCGAAGGGGCGAGGGUGACUGCGCGAUUCAGGAGCAGCUGAGGAAGAAAAUGUUGGAGAAAGAAAGAGUAUUGGAAGAUGUAAUAAGUAAGAGAGACGCAAAAAUCGAGAGGCUGCGCGAACAUCUCGCCACGUUGGAAAAUGAUAUUUCUUCUUACCGCACGGAAUGCGACGCGUUAAAAAUCAAGAACCUUGAUCUUGUCAACGCGAAAAGUUUACUUUCAAAGGAAAAUGACGUGCAAAGUGAAAAAUUGAAAGCACAGAGGGACCAGAUGCGUAAGUUAACUGAGCAGAUAGACGACUUGCAGCAGACUGUCGACGUCUUAAAGGAGGAAGCAAAUAACAUCGAGAAUAUGAGGAAAAAAUUGGUCGACCUGCAGAUGAAGAAUAACGAUCUUACGAAUAAGCUUAUACAAGCGAACGAGACUGUCUCCAAAAACGUCGAAAUCAUAGCAGAUCUGGAAUGCAGAGACGAGAAGAACAGGAUGGCCCUAACUCACGGGAGCAUCAAAUACGACGCGAUGAUGACGCAGAAUCACAGCGACAUCAUAAAGCUGAGAGACGAGAAUCAAUCGUUGCGCGAUCAGUUAAAGGAGGCUGAAGCCAAACUCGCGCGAAGUAACGACACCAUAUCGUCACUGAGGAGGGAGAGCGACAAUGCAGCCGCGAUAAAUAUCCUGCGGACAAGUCUGUCGGACUUGGACGUGGAUAAGGAAAGACUAUUGGCGAAAGUGGAUUACCUGAAGAGCGAAAUAGCGAGUUACCAGAGUUCCACCGCGAGCGUCGAAAGCAGAUUGCAAGCGUUGUCACACGGGAACGAAACACUGAAGGCAGAUAUAGAGGCUGUGAAAAGUACUAACGAUCAAUUGUUAUACCCUCACGAAGACACGGUAAAGUCAUCCUUGAGAGACGCACUCUACACUCUUCCCAAAAAAAUUUAUGAGACAAUUCUGCGCCUUCGAACAGAAAUUACAGAAUAUGAGGCAGGUGACACAUGUGAAUAUUAUCUGAAUAAAAAAGUUCUCGAAAUCGAAGAUGAGAAAGAAAGGCAACAGACAAAAGUACAUGUUGAUAAGGUACAGGAAAAACUUAAAUUAAGUUUCAUUUCUCGUCAACAAGAUAAGGAUAUAUUGGAGCCUGUCGCGCAAAAAAUAGAUUGUAAUUCUGAAAACGUGGCGCAUAAGUUAAGAUUCCUCGAAGGACAAUACGAGGAAAAGUUGCAAGAACUUAAAAACCUAAUGGAUGAUGUGAAACUAAGAGAUUGCGAAAUAAGGAGCCUUCAGGAGUGCAUUACCUAUUUAUUGCAGGAGAAAAACGAUCUGCAAACUAAAGUUAAAAGUCAGGUGGAGGAAUAUCAGAACAAAUUGACGUUACUGAAGAAAAAGUACGACAGCAGUUUGAGCGCUUUUCGCAAAAGGCAUAACGAAAAUAUCGAAAGAUUACAUGCGCGAUUUGAAGAUAUUAUGAAAAUCGAGAAAAGCCCGUUCGACGCCGAGAGCUGGUUGCAGGUACGCGAAGGAACCUAUUAACAAAUUUCUUGCGGCGGUUCAUUACCAGUUAUUCUUUCCAGUCGCUAAACUUGAAGGAGCUGUCGGAGCUGCAUAAUCGAAUCAAUAUUUUGAGCUCCCACGCGGCCGAGAAUUCCAAAUUGAAUACCGUACAUGUCGAAACGAAGAAAAAUCAUCAUGACUGUCAGAAUAAUUCCCACGAGUACAGGUUUUAUAAUAAAUUCACUUUGUGCAAGCGAUAUACGAGAAAGGAUACGUCGUCUUUAAGUAGGAAAACAAGCAAAGAAGAGCUCCAUUCCAAAAUUCUCAAUGUCGAAAAUGAUGAGA
This is a messenger RNA of Solenopsis invicta (red fire ant), 4140 nucleotides long. Its product is annotated as sporulation-specific protein 15. Bases 1 to 3834 code for a protein of 1277 amino acids. Lineage: Eukaryota; Metazoa; Arthropoda; Insecta; Hymenoptera; Formicidae. The transcript is spliced from 14 exons. The record is from RefSeq and is a predicted model, not a curated record.